This is a messenger RNA of Arabidopsis lyrata subsp. lyrata, 972 nucleotides long. RefSeq lists its product as uncharacterized. Lineage: Eukaryota; Viridiplantae; Streptophyta; Magnoliopsida; Brassicales; Brassicaceae. Bases 170 to 865 code for a protein of 231 amino acids. The record is from RefSeq and is a predicted model, not a curated record. Gene Ontology annotation, cellular component: plasma membrane. The transcript is spliced from 2 exons.
GGUGGUUAAAAAAUUGGUAAUAUUAUUAAUUUGUCAGUACUAGUAGUGCCCAGACACGGAAACAGGGGUCUCUCGCUCUCUCUCUUAUUGUUGUUCAACACAACACCGCCAUUACAGAAGAUUGAAGUGAGAGUGGAAAGGGAGAGGGAGCUUCCUGCUUUCACUUAUUAUGCCUCCUCCUCCUUCUAGUUCUAGGCCAGGCCUUAACGGACAUCCGAUUGCUACUCAGAACCAGCAGCCGUAUUACCGGAGCUACUCAUCGUCGUCGUCGGCGUCACUGAAGGGAUGCUGCUGCUGCUUGUUCUUGCUGUUCGCGUUCCUGGCGCUGCUGGUACUGGCGGUGGUGCUCAUAGUAAUACUGGCGGUGAAGCCGAAGAAGCCGCAGUUCGAUCUGCAGCAAGUGGCAGUGGUGUACAUGGGAAUCUCAAACCCAAGCGCUGUUCUGGAUCCAACCACCGCCUCCCUCUCCCUCACCAUCCGGAUGCUCUUCACCGCCGUCAACCCAAACAAGGUCGGAAUCAGGUACGGCGAGUCCAGCUUCACGGUGAUGUACAAAGGCAUGCCACUGGGGAGGGCGACGGUGCCUGGAUUCUACCAGGAUGCGCACAGUACAAGGAAUGUGGAGGCCACCAUCUCCGUCGAUAGAGUCAAUCUUAUGCAAGCCCACGCCGCCGAUCUCGUCAGAGACGCUUCCUUAAACGACAGAGUGGAGCUCACAGUCCGCGGAGACGUGGGGGCUAAGAUCCGAGUCAUGAAUUUCGAUUCACCGGGAGUUCAGGUAUCCGUGAAUUGCGGGAUAGGCAUUAGUCCCAGAAAGCAAGCUCUCAUUUACAAGCAAUGUGGCUUUGAUGGCCUCAGCGUCUAAUUCCAAAACUGUAACAUAAUAUUAUAUAUAUAUUUGUACUGACUACUCCCAGUUGCAAAAAAGAUCCAGCCAAACUGGUAUAGAAAUGGAACAAGAUCAUCCAUCCU